AUGGCUCCCUGGUGGCCCUCAUCAGGCGCAGACAAAGCUCGUCGUGACGAUGACNCCCUUGCCGACUUUCGCCUUUUCGCUGAUGAACAAAUCAAUGCCCUGGUGGACGGCGUCAACUCCCUUCCAGGCUUCAGCUCUGCGUCUCUCAGUGCCGAAGAACAGCGAUGGUCAGACGAGAUGCGAGACUUGCGCAAGCGUCUGGAGGAAGACUUCCCGCCACUCUUCACCUCCCUCCUAGGUGCUCCAGAAAGACGAUCCUAUCUUGGUGGCCCCAUCAGUGAAGAAGCCCGUCAAGCAGCUCGCGUACUGCUCCUCCAAGCACGCAAUGUCAGUUUCGGAGUCGACCCAAGAAAGAUCCUGAGUCUGUAUCAGGAUCAUGGUCAAGGUAUGAUGCCUGUUCACAGCAAGUUUCCCAUCCGCACCAUAACCAGCAAUACCACUUGGCUUGGCAUCGACUGGUUCAGACACAGUCCCUACUCGCCUAUUCAACUCGAACAGCACUCUACCGCUCACCAGCACGGCGGCAAAUGGCGUGCUGCCUUUGAAGACCUACUCUGCGCCCACCUCGACAAGCCACAAGUUGCCCAUGAAGCCUGGAAAGCCGAAGAUUCCAUUGCCGCAUCUGAUUCUGACAAUCAGAUCUUGUACAACCACUGGGCUCAACCCGGAAUUGAUUGGAUGCUUGGCCUACAAUGCAGAGGCAUUUUACCACCUCAGCUGCCUAGUCUGUACAACAUCACUCCUCUUGAGACCAAAAAGCUCGAUCGCGUCUUCGGCAAGAUCGUGUCUGGAGUUAGCAACUUCUGGACGCCAUAUGGCCGUUCCGUGUACGACGACUUUGCGCAGUUGGCGAGAAUAGUGGCUUCGCCCGAUGCAGAGGACUUGGUCGUGAGAAGCAACUUGCAGCCUGACACGGAGAUGGACAUGUACGAAAGCUUGUGGAGAGUCAAGGAUGACUAUGCCAAGGAGGGUACAGAUGCACCCAAGUCACUAUCUACGCCCAUCAACUCUGCGCUAUCAACUUCAUCUUCCGCCAAAGACGAGACAGAGAAGCCGAGUGUCAUCUCAGUCAUGAUCACCACAGAGAUGCGCACUAUGCCUGACGGAUCAGUCUACACAAAGCGUGUCUCGAAGAGACGCUUCUCCGAUGGCACCGAGGAGGACAGAGAAGAAGAAUCAACUGACUCCAAGAACAAGUCGGCAAGCGGAGAUGGCGAACACGAGUUGCAGGACAAGAAGGGCGGUACUGGAUGGUUCUGGAAUUGA
This is a messenger RNA of Aureobasidium vineae, 1266 nucleotides long. The record is from the annotation of a GenBank genome assembly. NCBI's taxonomy places the organism in Eukaryota, Fungi, Ascomycota, Dothideomycetes, Dothideales, Saccotheciaceae.